AUGCUCCCCCCACCAACCCCCUCCUUCCUCACCCGCAAAUCCAAAAUCCUUUCCCAGCUCUCCGUUCCCGACGUCGAGUACACCGACGCCUCCCCCAAAGGAUCAGUCGACGUGGCCAUUCGCGAACUGAUUGACGAGAUCAACCAUGGUUACGAAGGAUUGGUGACGACGAGCAGUUGCGCGGGGAGGGUGAGUGUUUAUUUGGAGGGUGUGAAGAGGAAGAAGGACAACAAAGCUUCUAGUGCUGGUGGUGUUGAGGGUGAGGGUGAGGGAGAGGGAGAGGGAGAUGGCGAAGGAGGUGGUGAAGAUGGGGUAAGGGCAUCAACAGCAGCUACAGCUGCUGCGGUAACAGCCAGUUCCUCUGGAGGUAAAGGUGGAGGGGAAUGGCUGUUUGUUUCUCAUGAUCCGUUAGAGACAGUUGACGCUAAAACGGGGAGGGAGUAUGAUGGGGACCAUUGGAUGGAGGUGUUUGGCUUAACUGGGAAUGGGUCUGAUCAGCCUGGGUCUGGGGAUGGUGAUGGUGAUGGGGAUUCACAGCAAGAGCAGCAGCGGUUGAUUCACUUCAAGUUUGAACCCAUGAUCCUCCACAUCCUAACCACCUCGCCCUAUCACGCCCAUCUAGCAAUCCAAUCCGGCAUGACCUCGGGCUUCCGCGAAACAGGCGCCGUCUCCAUCUUGCCCCGUCUAACUGCUCCCUUUUUCUCCUCCUGUCACCAGUGUCAUACUCACCACAAUCACCUCCCGCAACAACUAUCAUCGUCAUCAUCAGCAUCAUCAUCACCAUCAUCUUCAACAACCCCAACACCAACAGAAUCCGUCACUCCAAACCCCAUAGUAGCCAUCCGCUCCAUGGGCCUCUCCUUCGAGUCCCUCAUCGGCGUCCAACACGGCUCUCAACGACAGUCUUUGGUGUCUCCGGAAUACCUGUCUCUGCUGGUCAAGAUUGCCAACGAGCGGUUCGAGGAGAAUAAGAAGAGGAUAGCUAGGUUUCAGGAGGCAUUGAGGUUGGCUUUUGGUGAGGGAGCUACUGCUGGUGGUGUUGAGGGACAGAAGAAGAAGAAAAAGAGCGGCGAUGGUGAGAGUGGUAAUGCGGAAUGGGAGGAUGCUGAGGCUAGGAAGCAGAGGAAGAGGGAGGAAGGGUUGGCGAGACGGGAAGAGGUUAGGAGAAGGAAGGAAAAGGAGGAGGAGGAGAAACGGAGAAAACAGGAGGAAAUUAAGGAGGAGAAUGCGGGAAAAGUAGAUUUGGCGGAGGUGGUUUUGCAGGUGCCCGAUGUUCUGUAGAGAUAGUUGGUAGUUCCCUCUUGACCUAACAGUAUCUGUUUUAGCGGACAGGUCUUCACGAGGCGCUGGGUUAACUUGUGGUGCUCUCUCCCACUACAGCCGUUGUCAAGGCGGUGGGAAAAAAAAUGUUGGUCUAUACUCU
This is a messenger RNA of Neurospora tetrasperma FGSC 2508, 1423 nucleotides long. RefSeq lists its product as uncharacterized. The transcript has 2 exons. Gene Ontology annotation, cellular component: cytoplasm. NCBI's taxonomy places the organism in Eukaryota, Fungi, Ascomycota, Sordariomycetes, Sordariales, Sordariaceae. The coding region runs from base 1 to 1281 and encodes 426 amino acids. Gene Ontology annotation, molecular function: tRNA methyltransferase activity. Gene Ontology annotation, biological process: tRNA methylation. The record is from RefSeq and is a predicted model, not a curated record.